AUGGGCAAUAAAGUCUCCGCAGUGAAUGGCGUAAAGUCAGACCAUUUCUACGACCAAGGCAACGCCGUCAAUGAGAUCUGGGUGGGCGACGUUGAAGUCAUCUCGCGUUUACCCUUCGGUGAUUCCGACCUCGAACAAGCCGGCUGGCCUCCAGGAGGCUUCCCAAAGAUCCCGUGGCAUCAUUUCAUCAUCCCCAUGCAUAAACGAGACGAAGCAAGCGACAUGACUUCCAACCCUUCCUCGGGGGAUACGAAUGCGGCUCAUUAUACUUGUCAGGACUGGCUACCAAAGGAUGGCUACCUGGGCAUGUACACGGGCGCCAGCCCGGAUUUUGCGUAUUUUGCCGGAACUGUGUUCCUUGGCAUCUCUGUCUUCUUGCAUAUCUAUUUUCUUUACAGCCUCGUCACUGCUUUCGUGAGGUGGCAAGAUUUACGGGAGACAUCACGUCUUCUCCCGGAUCCGGCCUCGGGAAGACGUAUGGCUAACAAGUACCUUUGGAUUCGCCUCGGGAAGGCAUUCGUUGUGUUUGUUGUCUCUGUUUUCUGCCUCGUGGUGGGUUUGCCUGCCGCCGCUGCUGGCACAAGGAGGAUUGACGCUACCAGUUUUAUUUUGGCUAAUGGACUUUGUGUUGGUGCGGCUUUCCUCCUCGUAGGCCUUGUCGCCCCCUUCACCCUGCUAUGGUGCACGAGAAAGCGAAGUGCUGCAAUUAUUAACGCUUCGUGA
This is a messenger RNA of Penicillium vulpinum, 723 nucleotides long. RefSeq lists its product as uncharacterized. Bases 1 to 723 code for a protein of 240 amino acids. The transcript has a single exon. The record is from RefSeq and is a predicted model, not a curated record. Lineage: Eukaryota; Fungi; Ascomycota; Eurotiomycetes; Eurotiales; Aspergillaceae.